AUGUUGCAACCACAUUGCCAACAACAUCAUCUCUCCUCUUUGAAAUUAAAGAGUACUGAAACCAAUCAUGGAAGGAAUGAAAUAUCUUUUAUUAUGGAUGAAACAUCUUGUCAUGAUGAGUUCAUCCAUAAUAGAGAUACAUACUUUAAAUCAUCAUCAACACAUCGGAAUUGUUUGAUGAAAGAGGAUAUUCAUACAUUGGUGAAAAUCAUUUUGAUGGAUUUUUCAAACAAUAAUACUUCUUUUCAUCAUCCAUUUGGAAACAAUGAACGUUGUAUGGAUGAAUUAUUGAGAUUGAAAUUGUUAUUGAAGAAAAAAUUUAUAUUACAACAAAAAGGAAAGAAAAAGUGGUUGUUGAAUCGGGAAUUGAAAUAUGAAGGUUUCAUUCCGAUCGAGUUCAUAAAUGACAAACAAUUUGUGUUGAAUCAUAUCAAAAAGUAUGGUUAUGGAUUAGGAUUUGCAUCAUCAAAGAUGAAAGAAGAUAGAGAGUUUGUAUUGCAAGUGGUACAAUUGAAUGGGGACGAGAUACGAUAUGCCAGUUUCACAAUUCACAACGAUAAAGAAGUGGUGUUGGAAGCUAUAAAGAAAGAAGUAGAUUCGUUCAGAUUAGCGCCAGAGAAGCUUAGAAAAGAUAAGAAGUUCGUGUUGGAAGCUAUUCGAUUGAAUGACGAAUGUUUGUUUUUCUCUUUUUUCUGA
Naegleria fowleri is the source of this 696-nucleotide messenger RNA. RefSeq lists its product as uncharacterized. NCBI's taxonomy places the organism in Eukaryota, Heterolobosea, Eutetramitea, Acrasida, Naegleriidae. The transcript has a single exon. The coding region runs from base 1 to 696 and encodes 231 amino acids. The record is from RefSeq and is a predicted model, not a curated record.